GGUUUUUUUUUUAAAGGAACUAUUUGGGCAGCGACUCGCAAAACGACUCUGUCUCUUGGGAGACCUCCUCAGCGUGGACUCGUAAUUCCGCGGAUUCGGUCUCUCUCUCUCUCUCUCUGUAUCCGCGGAGACCAAAUCCUCCGAUUUCCGGAUUUUCGCAAUAAAUCCCGUGACUUUAAAAUCCCGCCAUUCCUCUUGCUGUUGUUCAUUUCUUUGAUUUUGGAUGGGAACUCCGGAAUUCCCAGAUCUGGGUAAGCAUUGCUCCGUCGUCGAAUGCCAGCAGAUCGAUUUCUUGCCAUUCACCUGCGAUAGCUGCAACAAGGUGUUUUGUUUGGUGCACCGAAGCUACAUUAAACACAACUGUCCAAAAGGCGACAGACAAAAUGUCACUGUUGUCAUUUGCCCCCUCUGUGCCAAAGGAGUUCAUCUAAUUCCGGAUGAAGAUCCCAACAUUACUUGGGAGAGGCAUGUUAACACUGAUUGUGACCCUUCGAAUUAUGAGAAAGCCACAAAGAAGAAAAAAUGUCCUGUCCCUGGAUGCAGGGAGGUCUUAACAUUCUCGAACACAAUCAAUUGCAGGGACUGCAUGGCAGACCACUGUUUGAAGCACCGAUUUGGACCUGAUCAUAAGUGUCCUGGACCUAAGAAACCGGAGGCAGGUUUAUCCUUUAUGGGUCUUUUAAGUAGAAGUCAAAAAGAAACAUCAAAUCGCAACCGUGCUUCUGCCACAUCUUCCCCCAAUUGGGGUAGCUUUCUGAGCGCAGCUUCAUCUUUCAAAGCCUCAGCUGAAGCUAGUGUUGCAAAAUUGAGUAAUGAACUUAGCCAAAAGUGGACAACAAAAGAUGGAGUAGGACAGAGCAGCAGCAGUGGGAGUAGAAACAGGCAAGUGGAGGAGUGUCCGCAAUGUGGUGCUAAGUUCUCCUCAGUCACCACUCUUGUAGAUCAUGUACAAAAAGUUCAUGAAAAGGGUGGCACCCGAGCAGGGGUGAAGAAGUUGACAGUAGAUGUCUGCCCCAAGUGUAGUAAAGGAUUUCGGGAUCCAGUGGCUCUUGUAGAGCAUGUUGAGAGGGAUCAUGGUGGUACUUCAAGAGUAUAGGUAUAAAUUUUUUUGCAGAAAGUAUUUGUAUUCUAUUGGACAUAGCUCAGGUGAUUCAUACCGACAAAAUGCAUAUAUCUUUUGAGAAUUAAGUCAAAUUGUUUGCUGUUUUAGUUGUAAGGUUGGACACACAAAUUGUUCCUUUGUGAAUACUGAUUAUUUGUUGAUAGCCAAAUGAUGUAUUGCUGUUUCUGCUCUCC
Rosa chinensis is the source of this 1296-nucleotide messenger RNA. RefSeq names its product zinc finger AN1 and C2H2 domain-containing stress-associated protein 11. Gene Ontology annotation, molecular function: zinc ion binding. The record is from RefSeq and is a predicted model, not a curated record. The transcript has 2 exons. Bases 224 to 1096 code for a protein of 290 amino acids. Lineage: Eukaryota; Viridiplantae; Streptophyta; Magnoliopsida; Rosales; Rosaceae. Gene Ontology annotation, cellular component: cytoplasm.